UUUCUUUUAUAUCUCUCUCUCGGCAAGGGCUUGGCCGCGUGCCUGCCGGCCGCCCUGGCAACGAUCGAAUGAUGGAUGACUGGACAUCGCACGGAUCAACGGCACAUGCUUGACACAAGCAAACUCGGGGGUCGGUUUUGGGUUUCUUUUUUUAGAAAGUCCUAGAUGGGAGGGCAACUUUCGCUAUCCUCGACUUUGCUUCUCUGGCAUGGUCGACUCGGAAGCAAACGAGACGACUUGGGUGGCAUUAGGGAGUGGAACUGGCAUUUGUACGAAUACGGACGGAGGCUGUCGGCGGCCUGGGGUUUCUCUGGCGGAUGGACGGAUGGGAGGGAUUUGGUUUGGGAUUCAUUACGGACCUGAAAAAUGGCGUUGGCUUUUUCGCUUCUUGGGCUUUUCUUAUUCUUCCUUUUUUUCUUCCCCAGACGCGUUUUCUUUCCGCUUCUACACCCGUCUCCUUGCUUUCCUGCAUAUUUGACUUUCAUCUCUGGUCAUUCUUGCGGAAAGGUUUCCCUUUUCUUUUUUCUUCUUUCCUACCUGGAUUCUUCUCACGCCUUGCGACAACCGCCUUUCAACUCAUGAUCGGCUUAGUCAUGGGGGCAUCGAGAGUCGUUGGUAGCAAGGGAUUAAGAUCUGAAGAGGAAUUGGAGAUGAUGGAGAGGAGACUGGAAUGAGCGACGCGCAAGCAAAAACUUUCCUUGAACUUGUUGAUAACGCUUCGUCUUGCAAGGGCUUUGAACGCUUAGAUAGCUCAGCCUAAUGAAAUACGCAGUUAAGCUAAAAAGAA
Molecule: messenger RNA, 787 nt
Organism: Colletotrichum godetiae
Lineage: Eukaryota; Fungi; Ascomycota; Sordariomycetes; Glomerellales; Glomerellaceae
Exons: 1
Coding region: 318-674 (118 amino acids)
Source: RefSeq, a predicted model, not a curated record